AUGCAUUCAGCAUUAAACCAGUGCACAAAGACAUCAAUGCUGCACACAAGAUGUAAAGCAUCAUUGCGAAAAAUUGUACGAAACCAAUCAAAAAUGGUCCAAAGACCAUUCAGUGAAUCCAACACCGGACAAGAUUUGAAGAAUUUAAAGCACGUGGUCGUUUACCCAGGGUAUGCUCAAAUAAAAUCAAUUGUUCACAAAAUGCAACGUCCCAAAAUGUCCACAAUCUUUGCAUCCGCAGAUAUGGGCAGAAGUAAAACAAUGUUUUCCAGGACGAAUAUAGCUAGAAACGAAAUUUUGCACCCUUACGACAUACGACCAGCAAGGUACGCCAUUACUGAUGCUUUAGAGCGAAGCGGACACGAUGUCAAUACAAAUAAUUUGGAAGAAAUAGCACCAAACUCUCACAAAAUACCGUCGUCAAAUUUUUUUCCAACGAUAGAGGAAAAGAUUUCCCAUAGUAUGGAACAAGAGUUAAUGAUAAAAGAUAGUUCUGAUGUAAUAUUUGAUAAACCAGUAAUUAAUGAGAGUAGUCUUCUUGUUCAAAGUAUCGUUUCUAGUACAGAAAAUAUACACUCAGGAGAGGAAACAAGUGUUAAUGAAAAUUUAACAAGUUCCCUUUACGAUACAGAUUUUAAAACAGGCCUAUUUUACGAAAAAGGUUCAACAAAAGUGAGUAGCAAUAAUAAUCAGUCUUUAAUUAAACCACUUGCUUGCGCGGAAUUUAAUGAAGCCAAAGCGGAUAUCGAUGCUCAAGAAAAAUUUACGGAGUUUGACAUUGAGCCACCAUGGAUUGCCAACAAACGUUUCUGGAACUAUGUCUACGAUAAUCGUUAUGAGACUCUUAUGAGAAACGCCAAGUGGCCUCCACUAAAAGUGAUAUUAAUACCACGGUCACAUGUUAACUCAAUUUGGAAGCAAUCGUUUGAAAACCUCCACAAGAAUUCCGCGCGCAAAAUUAUAUCGAAUAUGGUUAAAAAACUGCAGUUUUACACAAAUUUAACAUUCUCUUGGAACGAGGUGUCUCAUUUGAGUCAGUGGUGGCAAAGAGCUAGCCAAAAAAGCCGAACGGCACUCCGCAAGCUGCUUGAAGAGGGAAGACUAGAGAUAACAACCGGUUUAUGGGUGGAAACAGAUGAGGCAACUUCACAUUUAUUCGGGAUUGUGCAUCAACUGAUUGAGGGUCACCAAUGGCUACUGUAUAAUUUAAACUAUUCACCGGAGGUAGCCUGGCUGACUAACAGUGUGGCACAUAGUCCUACUCUGCCAUACCUUUUGUCUGCAUCGGGAAUAUCGAAUCUAGUUGUUACAAAUUUGCAUUUCUCCUGGCAACAAUACCUCACCGAGUACCAGUAUACCGAUUUCAUUUGGAUUCAAAGUUGGGAUACCGAUAAAACCGCUCAUACAAACCUCAACGGAUUCUUAAACAGGAUUGGCAACGAUCGGUUACCAAAGCACUCUGUUAUCACCCACUUUUUACCAUUCAAUUCUGACGACUACAGCGCAUGCGGCCCUCAAGGUGAAACAUGUGAAACGGAUUUCAAUUUUGUUGAUCAUACCAACAAUCAAGAUAUCAAUACAUUUAAUGUUAAAGAAAAAUCUGAGAGAUUGUUAGAACAAUAUUCUAAAACAGGCACAACGUCUCCUCAGAAUGUCGUUAUAUCGCCAAUGGGACGUGAAUGUAGCUACGAAUCCCAGACUGAAUUUGACUUCCAGUACAACAACUAUCAGAAAAUUGCAGAUUACGUAAACAUUAAUCAUGAAAUUUACAAGGCUACGAUUGAAUUUGGAACGAGUAAGGAUUAUUUUGAAAGUAUACUAUCAAAGCAAAACAGUUUCCCUACUUUAAAAGGUGACUUUCUUAAUUUUGCUGAUAUCAGUGAUGGUAGUCCCGCAUAUUGGACUGGUUACUUUACUACGCGACCGCAGUUUAAAACUGUUUUGAGGCGUCUUCACUCAACUUUACGUAGUGCCGAAAUUCUGUUUGCAUUCGCUCUCAAUCUUAAUGCUUUUCAAUCGUACAGAGUUUCAACAUUAUAUGAACCUUUACUUAAUGCUCGGGAGGCAGUCGCUCGUCUUCAAGACCGCAAUGUUGUAGGUGGCACAUUAACAGCCAAAGCACUGAGUUAUGCGCAACAGCAAAUAAUAAACACUGCUAGAGACUGUUGGUACAUUCAAGAGACUGCCGUAAGUUUACUUAGUUCCCAUCCAACUCAAAACGAGACGUAUCUCGAGAAGUACAUUUAUAAGGAAGGAGAGUUUAUAACUUCCUAUAAAUCAGUAACACCGGGGGACCAAGUAUAUGUGUUCAACUCACUAAAUCAUGAGAGAGUCGAAGUUGUGGAACUCGUCACUAGACACCCGAAUGUAAGAAUCGUAGAUCAUAAGGGAAAAGUGGUGCAAAUCCAAAUAAACCCAGUGUGGAAGUUUGGUUUUGAAAAGGUAAUUAGGAUUUCAAGUCAAUUUUUUAAGGUCUCUUUCGUAGCCAGCGUCCCGCCGUUGGCGUUUUUAUUGUUCAAAAUUGAAGGAAUUCGCCAUGCCAUGGAUAAUGCUGCUACAAUUUAUUGCACGUCGUGUAUCAUCGACAAAGUUGAUGAUGAUUCUGACUUUUUGUUCAACGUGCGCUCAUUAGAGACAGGCGAUAUACAACUGGAAAAUUAUAAGCAUCGACUUACUAUUGAUGAAUACACAGGACUUUUAAAAAGCGUUACUCAAAAAUCCACGUUAGAAAAACUUAUAGUUAUAGAUUUUGGCGCAUUUAAAAGUGCUAAUGAUCAUUCUGGUAUGUUUUUGUUUAACACUAAUAUUUCACAACCUAUAGAAGACAUAUUAUCGCCAUUCCUGCAAAAUUCGAAAUCAAAGAUCAUCAUAAUAGUAUCGGGACAGAUUACUACUGAACUGACUGUUCUUUACGGAAGUUUUUUACAUCAUACUAUUAAAAUAUUUAACCUUAGGAACAGUCCUCUCUCUGAUGUCAUAGCAUUGAGCACAAGAGUGGACUUCAAUGCAGAGGCUAAACAUAGGGAAAUGGAUGUGUUUAUGUCCAUUCAAACGGAUAUCAGUAACGGCCAGCCUCCAGAAAUAUACAUUGACAAUAACGGUUUUCAACAAACAGCACGUGCUAUCAACGUGAGUAGGCGAGUUGAAUCAAAUGUAUAUCCUUUUACGAGCAUUGCAUACAUACAGGAUCACAAAACUAGGUUAACUCUCGUCACUGAUCACGCUCAAGGUGUUACAGUUUUACAAGAGGGUCAGAUAGUACUGAUGCUGGACCGGAGCGUGCAUUCCGAUGAUAAUCGAGGGUCAAACGAGGCAAUUGCUGAAAACAGCGCUACCAUCCACACCCACUACCUGUUAUUGGAUAACUUAAUUGAGCCGAUAAAUAACUACGACGAAAGCAUAUUUAGAAGUAAUUUUAAACUGCCCAGUCAUACAGCAUUGUAUUUGGCAAACACUGUGAAUUACAAUUUGGAUAUUUACUUCAUUGAUGCAAAUAGAACUCAUCUAUGUCAUUAUGCGUUUAUGCCUUUAAUUAAAACAUCAUUUCCCUGUGACGUGACGUUGAUAAAUUAUAGGGCAGUUUUGAAUAGAGGGAUCCCAGAGAGAUAUAUACCUAAUUCUGCUUUAAUGACGCUGCACAGACAAAUGUUCUGCUGUUUAGUAGAGAGUGAAAAUAAGCCUCAAUGCAGCGGAGAUAGUUCUCUGAAAUUGGACAAUAUCUUCCGUAAAGUCAGAGCAGUGUACCAGACCAACUUGGUGGGUACGACCGAAGGCGUAUCUGUAAACGUAUUGAAUAAAAAUAAUUUUCCCCCCAUGGAAUUGACAACAUUGCGUUUUUAUUUUUAA
Molecule: messenger RNA, 3846 nt
Organism: Pararge aegeria (speckled wood butterfly)
Lineage: Eukaryota; Metazoa; Arthropoda; Insecta; Lepidoptera; Nymphalidae
Product: alpha-mannosidase 2-like
Exons: 6
Coding region: 1-3846 (1281 amino acids)
Biological process (GO): protein deglycosylation; N-glycan processing; mannose metabolic process
Cellular component (GO): Golgi membrane
Molecular function (GO): carbohydrate binding; alpha-mannosidase activity
Source: RefSeq, a predicted model, not a curated record